UCAACAAUGUCCAAAUCCAAACACAGCUGUAGUUGACAGUUGUGCAGUCAACAAAAUAGAGUGUUUCCUUCUUUUUUUACUACUUUUUUUAAAUUUUUAGUAUUUAGUGAUGUUUGAUUGAAAAAUUAAAUAGUCAACAUGCAUGAAGAUGCUCUGAAGAAUUUCCUUGGUGUUACUGCGUCCAUAAGUACCAUUCUUCAAUUUUUGACUGGAGCCCUAGUUUGUCAGAAGGUUGUUAAUAAUAAGAGCACCGGAGAUCAGUCCGCAUUACCAUUUGUAUGUGGUUGUCUUUCUACAAGUCUUUGGCUGAGAUAUGGUUUUUUUAUCAAAGAUACAUCCAUUAUAUUGGUUAAUUCCAUAGGUGCUGCCUUAUUUUUCGGAUAUAUUAUUACUUUUGCACUUUACAGUAUAAGGAAGGGUAUUAUAUGUCGGCAAGUUUCAGGAUGUGCAUUGUCCUUAACAUUCAUAUUGAUCUAUAUUCAAAAUGUAGCAUCUCCUCAGGUAGCUCAGAGGCAUUUAGGACUGAUAUGUACACUAAUGACGAUAUUAUUUUUUGGUGCACCAUUGGUCUCAUUGAUGCAUGUUUUAAAAGUACGCAGCACUGAAAGUUUACCAUUCCCUAUAAUAUUAUCAUCAUUCCUUGUUUCUGCCCAAUGGAUGGUGUAUGGAGUACUUUUAGGAGAUCCCUAUGUGCAAAUUCCAAACUUUCUUGGAUGUGUUUUGACUGGAUUCCAAUUGUGUUUAUUUUACUGUUUUUCACAAGGAUCUAAGGGUUACUCAAGUGAACUGAUAUAAAUAAGUAUUAUUCAUUGUUGAAUAUAUAAAAGCAUAGGAAUAAAUAUAAAUAAGAAAUUGA
This is a messenger RNA of Coccinella septempunctata (seven-spotted ladybird), 856 nucleotides long. RefSeq names its product sugar transporter SWEET1 (gene slv). The transcript is spliced from 4 exons. Gene Ontology annotation, molecular function: sugar transmembrane transporter activity. Gene Ontology annotation, biological process: carbohydrate transport. The record is from RefSeq and is a predicted model, not a curated record. Gene Ontology annotation, cellular component: membrane. NCBI's taxonomy places the organism in Eukaryota, Metazoa, Arthropoda, Insecta, Coleoptera, Coccinellidae. The coding region runs from base 139 to 795 and encodes 218 amino acids.